Molecule: messenger RNA, 3105 nt
Organism: Glycine soja
Lineage: Eukaryota; Viridiplantae; Streptophyta; Magnoliopsida; Fabales; Fabaceae
Product: UPF0505 protein
Exons: 23
Coding region: 87-2831 (914 amino acids)
Biological process (GO): endocytic recycling
Cellular component (GO): endosome
Source: RefSeq, a predicted model, not a curated record
CACCGAUCCUGCAUUUUCCUUGUCCAAGUCACUGUAAAAAAACAAAAGACAAAACCCCGAAUCCCUCCCUCUCUCUCUCUCUCUUCAUGGAGUUCAGACAUCGAAAUUACAGUGCCGAGCUUGAAUCUCACGCGCUCCCUCGCCUACGCGCCGGAGCUCAUCCUCUCUCUGCUCCACCUCCACCUCCACCUCUCUCCCAGGUUGAUGCCAUAGAUUGUGGGAACACUGAUUUCUAUGAUCCACUGAGAGGAACUAAUAAUGAUGCAAAUGCCGCCCCUCCUGAUCAUGACAACUUGAAUGAAGCUGCUGAUCAUAUGCCAACAAAGGAGUGGACCUCUUUCAGGAGAUUACUAACGCAGAGGUUUCCUGUCUCCAAAAUGGUUUCCGUUGCUUCAAUGCCCGAUGUUUUAACGAGAAGUGGAAAAUUACUUGAGAAAUCUUCAACAAAUAUGCACUUGGAGGAAUUGGAGGAUCCACAAAAAUUCGCAGACGAGGGUGUCAAGACGAUUACGUGGCAGGAGUAUGUUUCUCGACUACAUGAACUCAAAGAUGAAAUUACUCGUUCCUGGCUUGCUGAAGAUCGAGUGACAUCCUUAAAGUUAUCCAUAAAGGUUGCUAAGCUUCUGAUGGAUACGUCAGUAUUUGAGUUUUAUCCUACACUUUUUGUUCUUGUCACAGAUAUCAUGGAUAUGCUUGGGAACCUGGUUUGGCAACGCAUAAAGCGGAAAGCUGAGUUUUCCGAAGAUGGAGCUUUACGCUGCAACUUAGCAGAAAACUUUCAAGCAAGGGAUAUUUGUGCUGAUGCCAAAGAAACUUGCUAUAACUGGUUCAACAAAAUUGGUGCUGUGCAAGAGCUUCUUCCACGCAUUUACUUGGAGCUGGCAAUAUUGCCUUGCUGGCGGUUUUUGCUUGAGCAACCUUUAGACAGCCUCCGACGCUUGGUAAUGAUGAUAAGAGGAUUAGGAGAUCCAGUAGCAUCUGCAUAUUGCCGUCUUUAUAUGGCUCACUGUGCUCAGAAGCUGCCUUCACAUGAUAUAGGCUAUCUUGUUACAUGUGUCAAUGACAUCAGAGUUGUUUUGAUGCAAAUCUUGUCAGCCAAUGAAAGAACUCAUAAAAAUGUUAAACUCAACAAAAAAUUGCAAGUCAGUCUGAUGGAACCAACCAUUGAGUAUAUUAUGAAGUGUAUAUUUACUGGGUUGUCUCAGAGACAAGUCAAUGAAGUUUUAUCAGAGUUUGGAUUGAUGAAGAAUCAACAGGAUUUGGGGAGUGUUUCAUGUGUUUCAAUCAUUCUUCAUCAUUUACUGAAGGAACUCCCUAUAGAAGUAGUUAGUUCCAAUGUUGUGCAGAUCCUUCAUCUCAUUGAAUUUAGCAAGGAUAAUUCCUUUGAUCAGCAUAUGAAUUACAGAUUGCUUGGAUUCAGGCUGUACGAAAGAAAAUCCCCUGUUGAUAUUGUUGAUGCUGUGUUAGAUAAAGUUAUUCAGGUUAUUGCUCUGUAUGAUAGCCUUGACGAAUACCUGAAGGUUGUAGAUGCUUAUACUGAUCUUAUUCUUCAGAAUCAGAUGGAUAACCAUUUGAAAAUCAUUUUGGAAGGCAUUUCAAAGCGUACUUGGAAUAAAGGAGUUACAGAGGAUGAAAUGCCGAGCUUGCAAUCUCUUGUGGUGAAGCUUCUGUCUCAUUUUAAGCAUCUGGAAGAUGUGUUUUCUCUGGAUCAGUUUCCUGAAAUCUUGGAUGUAAUGUAUGGCAAGUCACAGGAUGUUGUCUUUUUGCAUAUCCUUAAUAUGGCGACAAGGAAUGGUCGCAUUAGUGAUCCGACGAGCAUACAGUUGCUUUUUGAAAUUUCUCUGGCUCUACAUAAUAAUAUAGAGUUUAUGAACAUGAAAGAUGAUGAUGGCCAAGUGGCAUGUUCAAUAGCUCGCUUUGUGCACAUGGUAGAUUAUGGAACAGAGAUGGAACACCAUUUAGCAUUUCUGGUUGAUUGCCGAGGAGCUUUUGGUAGAUUAAAUGAGCUUAAGGAAACUCUUGUUCACUCUAGCAAUUCUUUAGCAAUUCAAGCUUUGAAAUGUGCUAAGAAACAUCUGAAUUUUGUCAAAUCCUGUGUUACAUUUAGUGAAGUCACAAUACCUUCUAUUUCUGCUCACAGGCAGUUUGAUCUUUUUCUAGAAACUGCAGAGGUUGCAUUCUUAGGGGGCUUGGUUUCUCAUUCAGAUGGAUUGAUUGAUUCAGCAAUCAGCUGUUUGCAUACCUUAGACAUAAUUGAUGGCUUCCGAACUCCAACUGAUGUUGAAGGACUAGUUUCAUCUAUUAGAAAGCUAUGUGGCUUCUUAAUUAUGGUUCCAGGUUGUACUCUUAGUUUACCAGUCACCUAUUUCCCAAAUAGCUUAUUUACAUUGAUCAGCUCCCGGUCUUGGUUUGAACCAAAAAUGAGGGCACAAAUUUUUUCUGCUAUCAUAUUAUUAUUGACAACUUUAUCACAAAAGAGACUGCCAUAUCAUGCAAAUUCACAGAUUCCAGGCAAUGACAUGUUAUACUACGGGGAUUCAUCGUACAACCAAGAGCUUGUUUCUUUGUCUAAACUUGUUCUUGAGAACCUGCUUAGUGCCGUUCAACAAGAACCUUCCCAGGCUGCUCGAGGAAUUAUGGCACUUGAAGCUUGCAAUUGCAUUGCAUCUUCUUUCAUGCUAAGCAAUGAGUUAUUGUCUUCUUGUCUUACACUGGUCGAAACUGCCAAGUCAUGUUUGAGUGCCAAAGACAGAUACCUCCAGUCAACCAUUCAACUUUUAAACAAGCAAUCGCCAACUUCUGUAGGGACUAUGGUGUCUACUUUUGUAUGAUUUGUGUUCAUCUAGGCUGAUAGGUCACUCGUGACAUCUAUUUAUAACCUUGUUUUCUCUGGGUUUUUUUUCUCUCUGAAAAUGUUCUUUCUCCGUGUGGGUAAGGAACGAGCUUUUGUCUUUCCCUCCCUCUUAUUUUUCUUUAUUUUGAACGAGGGGGCUUAUUUGUUGCAAAUUUAUUAUUUCUUUUUCUUUCCUCUAGGAAUCAAAUUUAUUACUUCUAAAUAUCGUGAACGAACUAAAAACGGGGCAUAAAGUUAAAUUUUCUACAGUA